Molecule: messenger RNA, 954 nt
Organism: Cercospora beticola
Lineage: Eukaryota; Fungi; Ascomycota; Dothideomycetes; Mycosphaerellales; Mycosphaerellaceae
Source: RefSeq, a predicted model, not a curated record
AUGGCCAUCAACGAUGCGGUUCCAGGCGUCGAAAUAGCCAUCACGGUUGAUGGGAAGUCGCUCCAAGAAUACACGGAAGCUGGCUUUGAAGAAGAACCGAAGACCGUCACUCGUUACGUGGAAGCCAAGUCAAACCAGAACUUUGCGAUCAGCAUCAAGACUACCAAAGGCACUCACAUGAAAGGCGAUUGUCUGUGCUUUGAGGUAUACGUCGACGGACAGCGGGUUAUUCAACCCAUCGUGACCUCAAAGUCUGUUCGAUACCGCAGCCUUACACGGGUUGUCGAAGGCCAUAUGCCCUCGGCGACUACAGUCCGAUCAUUUCGUUUCGAUUCGUUGGAGAAAGCAUCGGAUGGCAAGAUCCUCAAGCGAGAAGCCGCUCUCGUCAAGAGCCUUGGCACGAUAGAGGUCAAAUGCAGCCAUAGGACUAGGUCGCACAAGAUGUCCCGACCCUCAGAUUUCGUUUCCGAUACUGGGAUUUUGUCCGAGAAAGCACUACAAGGUCGUGCGCUUUCCCACAGCGUGGCGUUCGAGGCACCAAGAACGACGAAAGUAUGGACAUGCUAUGAGACAGAGCUGGUCAAUAAAGAUGAGCCAUGCGCGGGGAAGAUUGCCUUCAAGUAUCGAUCAAACGAGAGUCUGAAGACAGAAAUGAUCAUACCACGCACACCUUCACCGCCCCCGCUUUACGAGAAAGAGAAGCUCAGCCAAGAGGAAGUUCGCGAGUUGCAGAGACAGAUGAGGGAGUUGACGAGUGUACCAGCAAACCUGAAGCGUGAGCGUUUGGAACCAUUGAAAUCCAGAUCCAACAAGCGCCCGCGCAACGAGCUGAGCGCCGACGAUACUCUGUACGACCUGCAAGGCGCUAUACCUCAACAGAUCUCGACCGCUCACCUGCCACCACGAAAGAAGCCAGAGGUUGUGGAGCUCAGUAGCGAUGAUGAUUCUGACUGA